CAGGCGACCAAGAGGGACUUCUCCCAACGCCCUCUCCCUCUCCCUCUCCCUCUCCCUGACUGACGGUACCGCCAGCGCCGCUGCCGCCUCCCAAAAGGCCAAAACCUGCCAUGGGAGGAAGCAAGAAGAAGGCGAAGCCUAGCAGGGGCAAGAAGAAGCCGAGGACCAGCGCCGACCAGGCGCUGGCACUCGACUACGUCCGCGCCUGGGCGCACCCCGCGCCCUGUCCGGAACCCUCGGCGGCUGAUGCCGCUGGGGACGGCUUUCUGCCGCCCCAGGCCUCGCGCAUGGCCUGCGGCGGCGGAGGCAACGUGCUGUUUGAGCUACACUCCCACUCCAUUCAUAGCGACGGGUUUCUGUCCCCCUCCGCUCUCGUCGAGCGCGCCCACCGCAACGGGGUGAAAGUUCUUGCCCUGACAGAUCAUGAUACCAUGGCUGGUAUACCAGAAGCUAUGUCAGCAGCUCGUAAAUUUGGCAUAAGAAUAAUUCCUGGAGUAGAAAUCAGUGCACUGCAUUCUCCACGGCAGACUGCUGGUGCUGGCGAACCCGUUCAUAUUCUUGCAUAUUAUGGUAUGUGUGGCCCAUCAAGGUUUGAUGAAUUGGACAGCAUGUUAUUGAACAUUAGAGAUGGGCGAUACUUACGUGCAAAGAAUAUGCUGGCAAAGCUAAGUACGUUGAAGGUGCCAAUAAAGUGGGAGCAUGUAACUAAAAUUGCUGGUGAGGGAGUGGCUCCUGGUCGACUCCAUGUAGCGAGGGCUUUGGUUGAAGCAGGCUAUGUAGAGAAUGUCAGGCAAGCAUUUAACAAAUAUCUUGGUGAUGAUGGCCCUGCAUAUGCCACAGGGAAUGAGCCAUUUACCGAGACUGUGGUGCAGUUGAUUACUCGUACUGGGGGUAUAUCUGCAUUAGCCCACCCAUGGUCAUUGAAAAAUCCAGAUGCAAUCGCUAGGGCCUUGAAAGGUGCUGGUCUUAAUGCCAUGGAGGUUUACAGAAGUGAUGGGAAGGUUGAUGGGUAUGGUGAAUUAGCUGAGAAGUACGGACUUCUGAAGCUUGGAGGUUCAGAUUUCCAUGGGAAAGGCACAAAAGAUGAGUCUGAUGUUGGAGCAGUUAAGCUUGCUGUUACAACUUUGUGCUGCUUCUUGAAGAUGGCUCGUCCUAUCUGGUGUAGUGCUAUGAAAGACAUCUUACUGAAGUUUGCAGAGGAACCAUCUGCUGCUAAUGUAGGGAAGAUAGUUAAGUUUGGACAAGUUGCCAAUUUUGAUGACCUUGCAUCAAUGGAUAGUGGUAUAGAUGUUGUUAAUCUCUGUUUAUCUUCAUGGUUAAGUCAUGAUGAUCUGGAAGAUGUUGAUCUUGAGGAGGUACGAUUGAAGCUCGCCUGCUAUGCAGGAAAAGAGAUAACGUCAACUACAUGACCAUCUCCAACAAUGUUUUUUAUGUGUUGCCGAGCUCAAUACACAUGUUUUACUUGGAUCAUUUUACAACCCAUCAGAGCUAAUGUAUAUUAUUUUGUUAGACGAUGAUACUGCUGAAAGUGGAAAAUAUGCUGACAUUUUACGAAGAA
Brachypodium distachyon (stiff brome) is the source of this 1558-nucleotide messenger RNA. RefSeq names its product 5'-3' exoribonuclease. The record is from RefSeq and is a predicted model, not a curated record. The transcript is spliced from 5 exons. Gene Ontology annotation, molecular function: 5'-3' DNA exonuclease activity; 5'-3' RNA exonuclease activity. Bases 111 to 1409 code for a protein of 432 amino acids. NCBI's taxonomy places the organism in Eukaryota, Viridiplantae, Streptophyta, Magnoliopsida, Poales, Poaceae.